Molecule: messenger RNA, 1229 nt
Organism: Cydia pomonella (codling moth)
Lineage: Eukaryota; Metazoa; Arthropoda; Insecta; Lepidoptera; Tortricidae
Product: procathepsin L-like
Exons: 5
Coding region: 67-1053 (328 amino acids)
Cellular component (GO): lysosome
Molecular function (GO): cysteine-type endopeptidase activity
Source: RefSeq, a predicted model, not a curated record
AAAUGUAAUAUCAUCAGUGGGUUUACUGCUAACGUUCUAGCAAGCUCAUAACUAUCAACAAACACCAUGUUUGUGUCGAUUGUCCUGGCGACGGUCUGCCUUGCCAGCAGCACGGUCUUGGCUGCAUAUGACAAACCAUACUACGACGUUGAAGACGCAGAGAAGCUGUUCAAUGACUUUGUCCAAGAGCACAAGAAAUUAUACAAUCAAAGAGAUUACUAUGAAAGGCUUGAGAUUUUCAAGGAAACCUUGAAUGAUAUAAAUGAGCAAAAUGCCAUGUUUCCUGAUACUGUAUUUGCAGUAAACCACUUCGCUGAUCUGAAGCCGCACGAGCGGGAGCAAUACCACGGUUUAAAACUCCCAAGUGGAAAUAGAACGAAAGCGGUAGUCCUUGAUUUGCCCGAGGCUACGGAUACUGAAUUGGACUGGAGGAAAAAAGAUGCGGUUACUCAUGUUAAGAGCCAAGGGCAAUGUGGCAGUUGCUAUAUCUUCAGUGCUGUUGGUGCAAUUGAAGGGCAGUAUGCUAUCAAACACAAGCAAUGCCCAGCUUUAUCCGAAGGACAGGCCCUUGACUGUCUUGAUUGUGGAACUUGCAGUGGAGGACUAAUGCAUACCGUUUGUCAGGAAUUAGCGCAAAAAAAGAAAAAGUUGGAGAAGGAAUCAGACUAUCCCUAUAAAGAGGCCAAACAAGCCUGUCAUGAAGAUCAGAGUAAGGGAGUUGCCUUGGUAACAGGAGGUAAAGAAGUAAAAAUUCACAACGAAGAAGAGCUGAAGAAACUGUUGUCAAACUAUGGACCUCUACCAGUUGCCUUAAACGCCGCGGACUUUCAUCAUUAUCAUAAGGGAAUACUAGAACCGAACCUGUGCAAAGGAAAAGAAAUAAACCAUGGAGUGGUCUUAGUGGGAUAUGGAGAAGAAAAUGGAAAGCAGUACUGGCUUAUUAAAAACUCGUGGGGAACGGUUUGGGGCGAGAAUGGCUAUGUGCGACUGAGGCGAGGAGUCAACGCGUGCAAGAUGGGCACGGGUUACACGGCUGUCUGUUAUGUUGCAUAACCUUGCCUUAACCCUUUCUAUCGGCUUCACACAUUACACGCAUUCUCAAUGGUUAUGAAAUACUUUUCGACAUAGAUUAUAAGCGAAAUUUUAAACCUAUGGAAGGAGUUAAAUGCAGUUGUUUUACUUCAUUGUAUUGAUCUUAUGAAUACUAAAAUACAUUUGGCAUUAUUGCA